This is a messenger RNA of Gracilinanus agilis (Agile Gracile Mouse Opossum), 712 nucleotides long. It is a transcript of the gene RPL26L1, whose product is annotated as ribosomal protein L26 like 1. The record is from RefSeq and is a predicted model, not a curated record. The transcript has 4 exons. Lineage: Eukaryota; Metazoa; Chordata; Mammalia; Didelphimorphia; Didelphidae. The coding region runs from base 235 to 672 and encodes 145 amino acids. Gene Ontology annotation, cellular component: cytosolic large ribosomal subunit; ribosome. Gene Ontology annotation, biological process: cytoplasmic translation; ribosomal large subunit biogenesis. Gene Ontology annotation, molecular function: RNA binding; structural constituent of ribosome.
GGGAGAGAGAACAGAGACACGCGCGCGCGCGGGAGCGCGCAGUCUUUCACAAACUUGGUCAGCCUCCAAAGCUGCAAUAGCUAAAGAGAACCACGCGGUGGCGAAACCUACGCCGGGACCGCCGGAUGUCGGUGCCUCAGACCUUCUUUCCUAGCGCCGCCGGAAGUUGAAGAGGUUGCGCUUCCGGUGUCGCGCGACACACGUGUCUCUCCUCGGGUGGCCCUACUAGCCAAAAUGAAGUUCAAUCCUUUCGUGACCUCGGACCGAAGCAAGAACCGCAAGAGACACUUCAAUGCGCCCUCGCACAUUCGCCGCAAGAUCAUGUCCUCUCCGCUCUCGAAAGAGCUGAGGCAGAAAUACAACGUUCGCUCUAUGCCCAUCCGAAAGGACGACGAGGUCCAGGUGGUUCGUGGACACUACAAAGGUCAGCAAAUUGGCAAGGUAGUCCAGGUUUACAGAAAGAAAUAUGUCAUCUACAUUGAGCGUGUUCAGCGUGAAAAAGCCAAUGGCACAACUGUCCAUGUGGGCAUUCACCCUAGCAAGGUAGUUAUCACCAGGCUAAAACUGGACAAAGAUCGUAAAAAGAUUCUUGAGCGAAAAGCCAAAUCUCGACAAGUUGGAAAGGAGAAGGGCAAAUAUAAAGAAGAAACUAUUGAGAAGAUGCAAGAAUAAAAUGGUCUGUUGUACAGUUGUAAUUAAAAAUUAAAAUUAA